Ilex paraguariensis (yerba mate) is the source of this 495-nucleotide messenger RNA. Lineage: Eukaryota; Viridiplantae; Streptophyta; Magnoliopsida; Aquifoliales; Aquifoliaceae. The record is from the annotation of a GenBank genome assembly.
AUGCAUAACUAUUAUAGUGUGUAUGGAGGAACAUCUGCUCAAUAUCCCGUCUAUGGAGCUGGAGGUGGAGCUGGCGGUAUGAUGACGGGUGCAGCGGCGGCCUACUACCCCUAUCUGAAUUUUGGGGAAAGCAGCGGCGGCGCAACCAGUUACACCGCCGGACAGGGCUAUGGCGUCCACUACCCACACCACCUCUACCAGUAUUCUGCUAUUAAUGCAACUGGGGGUUACCCACACCACUAUGGUACCCCUCUUACUCACACACCUCCGUUGCAAUCAGGUUGGUUUGUAGACUAUACACAUCUUCUUACUUCCACUUUACAGUUUUCUUAGGAUCUUUUUCCCUUUACCCCAUCUUUCUUUUUCUCAAAUAGUAAAGGUUAUCAAAACCAAUUGCUGCAUGGAUUUACCUUUAGUGUUGGGUUAAUGGGUGAAACACUGAGAUGUGCAAUAUUUCUGUUGAAGAGUACUGCUAUUGAGUAUCUAAAAAUCUUA